AUGCUGCUUGGUAUUAGAUUUCAGGCCCUAAUCUCGGUCGAAACAGCUCUUGUAAGCCACUUCAAGCUAUCUCCUAGAGAGGGCCUGAUUUUGUUCACUAUAACAGCCGCUUUUGCAUUAUCUUCUGGCACCAUCGGUGCUGCAUUGUCAUCUAGUUUAUCCAAGACGCGAUCUGUCGCCCUUUCGUAUGGCACAGUGCUUCAUCCGACACCCACAAUUCUCCACGAGCCUGCGCACCGGCUCGGUGCAAAGAUUAUCAACCACCUCUGGGAGAAUUGGGGUGAAGAUGCAGGCGGCCUGCGCAACGGCGAGGUGGAUCUGUACAACAUCAACAUCCCCAUGAUUCACGGUCUCCUUAGCGAAGAGAAUCUGAAGAUAUGCUGGACACGGAUCUGGCGGAAUUCGUAUGGGCGACUUUUCAAAGCGCACAUAUCCCGAGAGGCUGCUGCAUCCGCAUCUGAAGCUAUGUCUCCCGCUGGGCCCGAUUCGUCUGACGGCAACUCCGGAGGCAAGAGCCCGGACAGUGCAGUUGCUCCUUCUGACCGCCCGAUUUCGAGGAACGUAGGGACAUUAUCAUUCAGGUUUGCCCCCGACAUGACCAAUCUCAUCAAUCCGCCCUUGUCAAGUUUACCCGUGGGUUCCGACGGGUGGGCAAUUGCACAAGGGUGGGUCAGUGUGACACCGAUCCGAGCGAGUUUCGCCGAGCCGGGUGAGGAGUGCAAUCUCCAAUCCGAUGGCAAUGUAGAAGACAGGGUGUGGAAAUUCAAGUUAUGA
Messenger RNA from Fibroporia radiculosa, 774 nucleotides. RefSeq lists its product as uncharacterized. Gene Ontology annotation, molecular function: hydrolase activity. The transcript has a single exon. Gene Ontology annotation, cellular component: P-body. The record is from RefSeq and is a predicted model, not a curated record. NCBI's taxonomy places the organism in Eukaryota, Fungi, Basidiomycota, Agaricomycetes, Polyporales, Fibroporiaceae. The coding region runs from base 1 to 774 and encodes 257 amino acids.